Molecule: messenger RNA, 1416 nt
Organism: Glycine soja
Lineage: Eukaryota; Viridiplantae; Streptophyta; Magnoliopsida; Fabales; Fabaceae
Product: N-carbamoylputrescine amidase-like
Exons: 9
Coding region: 168-1067 (299 amino acids)
Molecular function (GO): N-carbamoylputrescine amidase activity
Source: RefSeq, a predicted model, not a curated record
AAUUUAAGAAAAAAAGCCUCGAAUCUUAUUCACCGAAUCACAGUUGUAUGUAGUCUAAAAAGUUGGCGGAAUAUAACUCUGUUGUGUGCAGUGGUCUCUCACAAGGGAAUAAUAGUCUCACAUACAUUCACAAAAACCUGAGCUUUAUUGCGUUGUUGUUGCUGUAGAUGGAGAAGGGUAGAACCGUGGUGGUGUCCGCUCUGCAGUUUGCUUGCACCGAUGAUGUCUCAACAAAUGUCGCCACCGCCGAGAGGCUAGUUAGAGCUGCACAUAAACAGGGUGCGAACAUCAUUCUUAUUCAGGAACUCUUUGAAGGUUAUUACUUCUGUCAGGCACAGAGAGAGGAGUUCAUUCAAAGAGCUAAGCCACAUAAGGACCAUCCCACAAUCCUCAGAAUGCAGAAACUUGCAAAAGAGUUAGGUGUAGUUAUACCAGUUAGCUUCUUCGAGGAGGCAAACAAUGCACAUUAUAAUUCAACAGCCAUAAUUGAUGCUGAUGGAACUGAUCUUGGGAUUUAUAGAAAGUCUCAUAUUCCGGAUGGACCAGGUUACGAGGAAAAGUUCUAUUUUAAUCCAGGUGACACUGGAUUUAAGGUUUUCCAGACUAAAUUUGCAAAAGUUGGAGUUGCUAUUUGCUGGGAUCAGUGGUUUCCUGAGGCAGCCCGAGCAAUGGUGCUUCAAGGUGCUGAGAUUCUAUUUUAUCCUACCGCUAUUGGGUCUGAACCUCAUGAUGGAAGCAUUGACUCUCGUGACCAUUGGAAACGAGUAAUGCAAGGACAUGCUGGGGCCAAUUUGGUACCACUUGUGGCUUCAAAUAGGAUAGGAAAGGAGAUGAUUGAGACUGAGCAUGGAAAAAGUGAGAUAACAUUUUAUGGAAACUCCUUCAUAGCAGGACCUACUGGAGAAAUUGUUUCAAUUGCUGAUGAUAAAGAGGAAGCUGUUCUUAUUGCUCAAUUUGAUUUGGACAAUAUCAAAUCCAUGAGGCAUUGCUGGGGUGUAUUCCGUGAUAGGCGUCCUGAUCUAUAUAAGGUGCUUUUAACAUUAGAUGGCAACAAUCCCGUCCAAUGAUAGAUAAACAUCUUACCUUGUAACUGUUAUAGAAUUAUACCUGGAAUGGUUUAAGCCUUUACAAACUUCCAGAGCGUUUAUCACUCACCAAGAAGGCAAGAACAAGGUACAACGCAAGAAUAUCAUCUGCUUAUUCCAUGCAAUUUAAUAAAUAUGUGGAAUUAAUGAUCAAUCAGCUAAGUAACUUGAUGUUUUGUAGUGCUCUUAUUCAUAAACAAUUCAUCUGAAUCAUUUGACACCAUGUAUGAACAUUGUAUUUCAUUUUAUGCUAUUUCGACACCGAAGUUUUCUGUAGUGUUCUAAAUUUGCUGUUUGCUUCGGGAAGUGAUUUGUUCUGUGUUUAUAUAGA